AUGACAAAGGUGUUCUGGCGUGAGUCGACGGUGAGCUACGAACGUAGCUUUUCAAGCACUAAUGCCGCCACGCAGACGCGGUAUAUGUUCGUUGGGUUUGAGCCUUGCUCAAAUAAGAUUUUGGAUGCGUAUGCUGUGGAGGAGGGCGUUAUCAACUACUUUGCGACCCAGUUUUACUAUCCUCCUGACAUCCCGAACGCUGUUACCAUGUACGACCGCACUCCAGAGGAGGUAUGCAGCAGGAUUGCCACCGGGUGUGGGGCUCUGUCGCCCUAUGCCAGUGAUCGGGAAUGCCAGGAAUUCGUAGCAGAGUUGAAGCGGGAAAAGCAGGUCAUGUGCGCAAAGCUUGGCGAGGAGGAGAGUUCCGUUGUCGGCUUGGCAGGGGACACGGUCGCCUGUCGCUACUCGUAUGCACUGGCGGCGGAGGCGGACCCGGAGAGGUAUUGUCCCUUUGUUGGAAAGGCUGCCAUGGGAUUGUGUGUGGAUUCGGCGUGCGGGGCGGAAUAUGACAAUGUCUUCGCCUAUCAGAACCCCAGGUUCGGCGGUAGCAACAGCUUCAGUUGUAACAAAUUGACGGGUGAGUGCGUGGAGAACUGGGCACCCUAA
Messenger RNA from Chondrus crispus (carragheen), 606 nucleotides. RefSeq lists its product as hypothetical. The record is from RefSeq and is a predicted model, not a curated record. Lineage: Eukaryota; Rhodophyta; Florideophyceae; Gigartinales; Gigartinaceae. The coding region runs from base 1 to 606 and encodes 201 amino acids. The transcript has a single exon.